This is a messenger RNA of Xiphophorus couchianus (Monterrey platyfish), 1493 nucleotides long. RefSeq lists its product as uncharacterized. The coding region runs from base 36 to 1157 and encodes 373 amino acids. The transcript has 2 exons. The record is from RefSeq and is a predicted model, not a curated record. NCBI's taxonomy places the organism in Eukaryota, Metazoa, Chordata, Actinopteri, Cyprinodontiformes, Poeciliidae.
AUUUAAUAAAACUUCAAAUAACUUCAACAUUAUUUAUGUUUUCUCAGGGUUUAGAUGAGGCCGGUGUACCAGGCCUGGACAAAGUUGACAGCUUGGCUGAGUAUCUGGUGGAGCUAAGGAGCAAAACCUCACUGGUGCUGACCAACCAGGAGGUGAGCUGCAUUGUUGCUCUGUGGCAGAACCUGCUGGAGUUUGAUAAACAGAGAACGGUAUUUGCUGCAAGACAUCAAGAAAGAUUGAACACUGGGAGGUUUCGGUCACCCAAGAAGAGGCAAGAAUUUACUCCUGGGGUUGAGAGUGUAAAGAGGCAUGCUCUAACCACUCCAGCCCCAUCUGCCCAAUGGCCAGACUGCUGCCGCUUGGUGGAGACCAUCUUUGUCCGACUGUGCAAUAUCCAUCGUAGUCCAAAGAAAAGAGGAGCAGGCACAGUCUCCAGGUGGGAUUUGAUCCUACAAGACUAUAGAAAGAUCAGGCAGCUCGUUCUGGCGAAUGGAGCUGUGAUGGGGCAGACACAUUUGCAGCUAGUGGAUGUUAGCUACACCACCCUGGUUCAGUGGCAUAACAGAAGGGUCAAAAGGCAAGAGACCGCUGUGGUACUUCAAGGGCUAAACCUUCCCAGCCAGUUUUCUGUAGCUGCUGACCCGCUUCUGCCUGCAAAUAUACGCCCGCAUUACGGCGUACCACAUUCAGGGCCACUGCAUACAUAUAGGCUACCAUCCAACACUGUGGGGCAGUCAAAAUUAAAAAGAAAGCUACAAUUCACUGAUGGGACAAAUCCAUCAGGACAGCGGCAGCUUCUCCCUGCCCCACCCAAAAGGCCUCAGCUAGUGGCAAUUACUCCAAUGGCACCACAGGGAUCUGUUAUCCUCACUACCCAACAGCAACAGAGUUUGUGGAACCUCUCCACCCCUCCUCCACAUGCUUAUCCUGUGGCCCCUGCUCUGGCCCCUGCUCUGGCUCCCAGAGCAGCCCCUGCUCAACCUGGUAGAGAACCUCGAAAAUUGACUCGCAAAGUUUUGCACAACACAUGCAAAAAAUGCGGGCAGUUUAGAAUAGCUGAAACAGGACACAGCCAAUAUAGAGGGCAAAUUUACUGUCCCUCUAAUGAAAGUCUCACUAAAGAGCAGUGGCUGGAACAAAUUAAAAAGAAAAAAUAAACAUUUUCUUUAUUUUAAAUAACUUCACUGUAUAUAAGUUUUAUUUAGUUCAUAGUGUGUUUAUUUGUCAAAAUAAGCACAUCCACUUUGUUUUGGGUUAAUGAUACAGAUAUUUAUUCUUAUUGUCAUUGUGUACACAAAGUAAUUCAACAAACCAUACAGUAAAAGGAUUUAAGUCCUUCAGCAAACCACAAAUUUCUUGGUUAAGAAAAAGAAAUGGGAGACUUCAAUGGAAAUGUGUUGCAUCCAAAUGCUACAAUGUUUUGGGACUAACUAAAAAUGUUUAAUUCACUGUCUUAAUUGUUGAAUAAAUAUUUGGUUCUUUUAAACCGAUAA